AUGUUCUCUCGUACACAAAGCAGAAAAAUCAACUUGUGCCUCGAGUUCUUACUUCUUACUUUCUUAGUAGCCAUGAAGAUGGAACAUGACCUCCAUAUGACCAAAGGAGAAGAAGAGACCAGCUACUUCAAGAACUCAAGACUUCAGGAAAAAGCUUUGGUUGAGACUAAGCCGGUUCUCCAGAAGAUUGUGAUGGAAAUGUGCGUGGAUCUCCUCCAUCCAACACUGACAAUUGUUGACUUAGGCUGCUCUUCAAGUGACAACACACUCUUCUUUGUCUCCAAUGUGAUCGAAGCGGUCAGCCACCACCUUGAGAAAUUCAGUCGCCAUCCCACUGAGCUUCAGUUCUUUCUCAACGAUUUACCAGGCAACGACUUCAACCAUGUCUUCCAAUCACUUCAACGAUUCAAGAACUCGAUUGAUAUGGAUCACAAGGGAGAGCCAAUACCUGCUUUCUACAUCGCUGGGUUGCCCAGCUCCUACUAUACAAGACUUUUGCCUCGCCGGAGUGUUCAUCUCUUUCACUCAUCAUACUGCCUGCAUUGGCGAUCUCGGCUUCCUGAUGGAUUAGAGGGCAAGAAAAGAUCAUAUCCCAAUGAAGGAAACAUCGGCAUUGGAGCGACUACCCCACCCUGUGUGGUGAAAAUGUACAAAGAGCAGUUUCAGAAGGACAUGUUGUUGUUCCUCCAGCUGCGCCAUGAAGAACUAGUUGCCAAUGGACAAAUGGUUCUCACAUUUCUUGGGAGGAAACACGAUGAUGUCUACAGCGCAAGUCUCAACCGUUUAUAUGGGUUACUUUCACAGUCUGUACAAUCUCUUGUUGAGGAGGGCCUCAUGGAGAAAGAAAAGCUGGACUCCUUUAAUCUACCUGUGUAUGGGCCAUCGACGGAUGAAGUUAAGGCAGUGGUCGACCAGAGCCAGCAGUUUGAAUUGACUAACAUCAAACUGUUCGAGACCAAUUGGGAUCCUUAUGAUGACUCGGAGGGCAAUUAUGUACACGACAGUGUCCAGAGUGGGAUUAACGUCGCAAACUGCUUGAGAGCAGUGAUGGAGCCCCUGUUUACAAGCCAUUUUGGAGAAUCCGUGCUCGAUGAGCUCUUCAAGAAGUUUGCAUAUAAUGUCGCCUUGCAUCUUGUCAAGGAGAAGACCAAGUACUCUGUCAUUACUCUAUCACUGAAAAGACGAUGA
This is a messenger RNA of Triticum turgidum subsp. durum (durum wheat), 1188 nucleotides long. The record is from the annotation of a GenBank genome assembly. Lineage: Eukaryota; Viridiplantae; Streptophyta; Magnoliopsida; Poales; Poaceae.